CCGCCCUCGAUCUCCUAUAUAUGUGCUCCACGAUACUUUCCUGACCUCAACCACUUUCACUCUGUGUGCAAGGCCAUAGCUUACAGUACUGCUCAACGUCAUUGCAUGCUAUACAGGAGGCUCUCGACUUUCUGUAUUCACCUAUUCUGCGAGCGGAGUGGCACUGCGCUCUACCUCUGGCAUACAUUCUCUCACAACUGCCAACCUUGCUUGGACUUGAACUUUUUCUUGAACACUGAUUUUGACCUCAACCUCUAGCAAAAGUCAAACCUUCACACCCGCUUUUCUUGUACCAAUCACUUUCUCGGCCAAUUGCCCCCAAUCCACUCUACAAUCUCCAAUACAAAGCUGCCCCACAGCUGUCAACUUCAAUCUUCAACUUUGUCCUCAACAUCAAUAUCAACCUCGGCCUCGAGCAAAAGUCAACCUACCUCGCUCAAUAUCUUUGUCCCACUUUCUUUCUCGGCUUAUCUUCAAGUUAGUCUGCAACGUCGAAGACAAACCUACCCACAACAAGACAAUCUUGAAUUUCAACUCCGCUCCCAACAUCGAACACGACCUCGACUUAGACCAACAAAUAACCAAUUUAUUUGUGGUAUCUUCUAGAAUAAUAGCCAAGCAUGACGAACGACGCGGUGAAGAAUCCGCUGCCACGUCUCCAUACGCCGGACUCCUCAGAUACGACCAUCGACCAUCAUAUGUACGGCGGUGAUGGAAGUAGUGGGAAUAUCGACCGGAAAGAUCAAGGCUUCGGAAACAAUGCAUCCACCUCAAACUCUUCGCCAUUUCGGGUCCUGCGAAUCCAUAGUGAUAGCUCGUCAGCUGCCUCGGUGGCUCCCCCAUCCGUUGGAUGUGCAGACACAACAAUGGGCUCACCAUUGCCUGUCCUACAAAAUAACACCACUCCGCGCCAUCGAGACCCGACCGCUAGAUCUGCGCCCUCUCCUCUCGGGCCUGGAUACGACGUUGGAGAUUACGGAUCUGAUAUGUCUGGGCUUGUGGCAACGUCUACUGGCAACGUCGACAGUCCUGAAUCCGAUGUCGGUGAGAAUAAGAGCAAUUCUGGACCUGAUGAGGGAUCAAUGUUCAAUCUAGAAGUCUUAGCCCCUCCUUGUACUCCAACUCAUGCCUCUAAUGUGCAGAUUGCUGAUGACAGUGACCCCCCUGUACUGAACGGUCGGACUACAGGUAUUUGUAAUCUGCCGUUCAUUGCCGCCAGCCCUUCUGAAGUGUUGCCACUACAUGGAUACUCUGAAAACUUUUCCUAUACAUCGAUUAAGUCGAUUGGGGAAGCUCUAGGUGACCGUGGAAAUCGGAGGGCAUCACAACUCCAGCUCCGGUUGACCGAAACGGAAUCCUCAAAGACUAAUGCUGGGAAUGGUAGCGCUAUGCCAUCUUCACCACCACUAUCGCUAUCGGCGGGUGGAGCUGACACUUUCUCCAACUCCAUGCGUCAGACUUUGGCCUCUGGCAUACCACAGGAGCCCCAGUGCACAUUUACUAAUGAGAACGACCCGUUUGUAGACAAUUCGGACACGAUCAAUUCUUCAUCGUCACUCCCAAACUUGGACAACAAUCGCGAUUUGAUGCGCAAGUCUUGGAUUCGCAACAAAUCCUCGCGAAUUGGAUCGCUGUCGCGAACCAUGGGUCACCUACAGCGGAACCUUGGCAAGAAUUUGAACGAAUGCACUGAUGCCGAGAUUGGAGCAUACACGAAGACGCGAUCCGAGCUUUCCGAGGCUCUGAACUUGGACAAACAGGUCGAGAGCCGUCGUCGCUUGUUCAUGCCUAAGGACAAGAAGCCGCUGAGGACGCCUGUGGAAGGGGACGGAUUCAAGGGUCUAUCCCCUACCAUGCACUCAGAUCAUCUCGAUGACGAAGAGAUGGAAGAUUCACGAUUCGUAAAGGACGAGUCAUCGCCCUUGCUCGGAUAUGAGAUGGGUCUCAUGGAGCGUAGGGGACAUGCUGCCAUCACUAAGGACAAGGCCGAUAAGGGGGCUAAAUGGGGUAGGAUCAUCGAUGGAAUGGACGAUGGAGGCAAGAAAUCUCUGAGGAAGAGCAUCGUCGGCGAGAUUCGCGGUGCUGCUAAGCGCAGGCGUGAUGACAGCGGCGACAUGCCAAAGGCUAAGAAAUGGGCCGGCCAGCGGGAGUAG
Periconia digitata is the source of this 2153-nucleotide messenger RNA. NCBI's taxonomy places the organism in Eukaryota, Fungi, Ascomycota, Dothideomycetes, Pleosporales, Periconiaceae. The record is from the annotation of a GenBank genome assembly.